Molecule: messenger RNA, 2646 nt
Organism: Hypoxylon fragiforme
Lineage: Eukaryota; Fungi; Ascomycota; Sordariomycetes; Xylariales; Hypoxylaceae
Product: TrkH-domain-containing protein
Exons: 3
Coding region: 198-2540 (780 amino acids)
Biological process (GO): potassium ion import across plasma membrane; intracellular potassium ion homeostasis
Cellular component (GO): plasma membrane
Molecular function (GO): high-affinity potassium ion transmembrane transporter activity
Source: RefSeq, a predicted model, not a curated record
AAGCGAGAAAGAAAAGGAGAACAGUCAGAGUCUUCUCGGACGAGACUAGACAAGGUACCUACCUGUCUUGGUGUCUGAGGCAUCCAGAUCUGUGACCUACAGUGCGGCUGGACGAAAGGAUUUGACAUCUUUUCACUUACCUUCCUUUUUGCUCUCUCCUUCAAGACUGGAUCGGAACUUGAAGUCAAUACCUCAAUAUGCCGCCUCAGUUGUGGGAAAAACUUGGCACCCAACAUCCUAGAGCAUAUGAUGCAUUAAAUGCCGUGGCGCACGCUGUUAAACCAUAUUUGCCGCCGAUCAACUACAUCACAUUGCACUAUGCCUACUUCAUCGGUACCACUAUCGUGGGCACCCUCAUCUUUUGGGGCGCGUCUGUCCCGACCUACAGCAUCGGCUGGUGGGAUAGCAUGUUCAUGGUCAUGUCCGCGCUGACUGCCACCGGUCUCAACACAGUCAAUCUCAGCCAAUUAACCACCUUCCAGCAGGUCGAAUUGUGGAUAUUGAUGAUGAUAGGAAGUCAGGUCCUAAUUUCCUACGUCACUAUCGCAUUUCGCCAGCAUAUCUUCGAGAAGCGUUUCGAGGAUGUCGUGAAGAUGGAGCGAGAGAAGAGAAAGAAGAAGGUGUCAGACACGGGUGCCGUCGUGGGCUUGGCGGGCGCCAUGUUUGGUCUGCAAGUAAUGUCUUCCUUCGGAAAGGGACGGGCCCCGGGCAAACCCCACGUUUCCAAAAGCGCGAAUCCCAUGUCUUCGCCCGCCACGGAGCCGAUUCCAGAAGAGGGCCAGGAGGGUAUGAGAAGUCAACCUCAGCAUAUUGGCUUCCUUGAGCCCGUUCGAGAAGGCAAGUCCCUGGAGGUGCAGAUGUCAGCAACUGGACAUUCAAUCUACCAGACUCAAUCACACCAAAGUGUCCAGACAAGACGAAGAUCCCACACCGCGGGGUCCAGGACGGGGGGUACUGAAGGGUUCAAUGUGCAAACGUUUCUGAAGGAGCAAAAGCGCAGCAUCGGAAGGAAUGGUCAAUUUUUCAACCUGUCGGAAGAGCAACGAGAAUACCUCGGCGGUGUCGAGUACCGUGCCCUCAAAUUCCUCUCCGUUUUUGUCAUCGCCUACUUCGUGCUCUGCCAACUCUUCGGUGCCAUCGCUCUUGGCGCCUGGAUGUCGGUCCACGCAACCGAAGCCGCCGCCGUCAAUUCACAGAACCCAUGGUGGGCAGGCAUCUUCCUCGCCGUCUCCGCAUACAACAAUGCCGGCUUUACCUUGUUGGACGCAGGCUUCAUACCCUUCCAGAGCUCUUACUUCCUACUGACCGUCGUCACCCUGCUAUCGCUGGCAGGCCCGGCCGCCUUCCCUGUCUUCAUGCGUUUCAUCAUAUGGAGCAUGUCGUCUCUGUUGAACCUUUUUUCCAAGGAUAAAGAGUACGGCGUUUGGAAGGAGGGGUUCGACUUCAUCCUCAAGUUUCCUCGUCGUGUAUAUACCAGCUUGUUCCCCUCCAGGGACACCUGGACGUUUGCGGCUACCUUCGGGGGUUUCGUGAUUGCCGAUUGGGUCCUGAUUCUAGUCCUCAGCAUCGGAAAUCCGACCAUGGAAGCUAUUCCCCUUGGCCAGAGAAUCUUCGACGCGCUCUUCCAAGGAUUCUCGAUUCCCUCAGGAGGAUACGCUAUUGUAUCACCAUCAGCCAUAUACUUCGAUGUUCAAGUACUUUGGCUAGUCGUGUACUACACAGCUGCCUAUCCCCACAUCAUCACCAUGAGAAACAGCAAUGUCUACGAGGAAAGAUCCCUGGGUAUAUACGAAGGCGACCAAACGGAAGAGGAACAGCUCCAUUCGGCAAGCAGCAGUGUCUUCGAAGUGGACGUUACCGAUGCCCCGGAACAAACGGGACUUCCACUGCCCGCGAAUAACAAGAACUGGGACACCAUGUCACGCUCGCCAUCCACCAAGUCCAUCAAGAAGCUCUACCAAGUCGGCCGCCGCGGCACCGCCUUCGUAGGCCGGCAAAUCCAGCACCGGAUGUCCGCCUUCCAAGGCGUCGGCGUCGCGCCCGCCGCGCCCGCCCCAACGCCCUUCAAGCCGCUCCGACGUGCCGCCACCAUCGACUUCGGGCGCGCCUCGUUCCACUCGCUGCACGACCAGAUCCCGAAGAACGGCCCCCCCAGCCUGGUGUCGCAGCAGGUGCGCGGGCAGCUGAGCCACGACGUGUGGUGGAUCGCGCUGACGCUGUUCCUGAUCACGCUGAUCGAGACGAAGCACUCGCUGACGGACCCGGCCGCCUACAGCGUCUUCAACAUCCUCUUCGAGAUCGUCUCCGGCUACACCAACAUCGGCAUCAGCAUCGGCCUCCCCGACCAGAGCUACUCCUUCAGCGGCGGUAUGUACACCGGCUCCAAGAUCGUCAUGAUCUUCGUCAUGCUCCGCGGCCGCCACAGAGGGUUGCCGGUCGCGCUGGACCGCGCGGUGCGGCUGCCGGGCAAGAAGCUGACCGAGGACGAGGAGGAGGAUGCCGAGAUUAGGAGUUUGACCGGGUUUCCGUCGCGACAGUAGUAUGGUUCCUUCGUUCUUUCGUUCGUCCUUCUUUCACUCGUUCCGUUUAGAUUUUAUAGGGGUUCUCCCUCACGUUCCUUGAUAAAAAGAAAUACCCAGUAGCUAG